AAAAUAUAAAAAAAAACAAAUCGAUCUUCGCUUUCCUGACUGGAGGUACGUUGGCCUGGCUGAGUGAUUGUGUUCGUUCGGGUCUGUUCUGAUUUGUCCUACUUAGAGUAGGUAGCACAUAGACCUAGCGUGUUCCUGGUUGAUUUCGCGACUGUGAAGUACCGAAAGUACCAAAAAAUCGAUGAAAUAUCAAAUACCUAUGACUUAAUUCUGUGUUCUUAUGACGAGUGAAAUACAAUAUCUCCAGUUCAGUGUUGAUGAAGCCUACGCCUAUAGUCCUCCAAGUGAAGCUUUACAAUUUUAUUGAUCAAAUGUACAAAGAAAAAGAUACGUGGAAUACCAUAGUGACUCUAGCUGAAGUGAGACCAAGAUAGUGAAAAGAUAGCAAAUAGCGAAUUAUUUUUAUUGUCACUGUACUUUAGGCCGCAGCCCGCGGCGCAGUAUCGCGCGGUCGCUACAAACGUUGUUAUUGUUUUCUCUUUGCUGUACUUUAUAUACCUCAUAAUAUCGUCACGAUGGCGAGCAGUAUGUCCCAACCUCCGUCAGAAUUCAGCAUUGAGAUUAAAAUUGAGCCACAAUCAGACGACGCCCCUGAACCAGACACGACGGAGAUCAAAAUAGAACUGGAACCGGUUGAUACACCACAGGUGCCCUUGUUUGAUGGAUUUAAAAUGGAGCCCGAGUCACCCGGUAUCUUACCCCACGAGCGAGUUGAGGUCAAAAUGGAGCCACAGCCUGAUGAUGAUAAUUUUGACAACAAAUCAUAUGGAUCAUCGCACCUGCCAGGACUGGACUCACUCCGAUAUGGGACAUCACAUGAAAUAUUCGAAGAUAAAUUUGAUAUAGAUGAAGAUGGUCCCACAGGACUUGAUGCAGAGGCUGUGAAUGCAGAUGCUGCGUCAGGCCUGAAGCUGCAGACUGACAAGUGGAAGCAAGCUGAGGGAACCACUCGCUCUGCGCAGGGGCUCUACCAGUGCGAGAUGUGUCCAUACCAAAGUAAUCAGAAGGCUUAUUUGUUACAACAUGUGAGGACUCACACGGGUGAGAAACCUUUUCAAUGUACGAUGUGUCAAAAAACGUUUAGUCAAAGAAGCACCUUAUAUAAACAUGUGAAAAUUCAUACGGGUGAGAAACCCUUUGAAUGUGAAGUGUGUCAACGGGCGUUUAGUCAAAAAUGCAAUUUGUUGAAACAUUUAAAGACUCACAAUAUUGAUAAACCAUUUCAGUGUGAAGUGUGUCUAAGGGCAUUUAGCGUGAGAGACAAUUUGUUAAGGCACAUGAGGACCCACACCGGCGAGAGACCCUUUGAGUGCGAAGUCUGCCAAAGGGCAUUCAGUCUUAAAUGCACUUUAACAAAACACUUAAAAACCCACACCGGUGAGAGACCGUACCAGUGUGAAAUAUGUCAAAAGGCGUUCAGUCAGAGAUCCACUUUAUCAAAUCACUUAAAAACUCACAAUAUUGAUAAACCAUAUCAGUGUGAGGUGUGUCUGAGGGCGUUUAGUGAAAGAGAUAAUUUGAAAAGACACAUGAGAACACACACCGGCGAGAGGCCUUUUGAGUGCGGAGUGUGUCAAAAGGCAUUUAGUGAACGAGGCACUUUGUCCAAACAUUUAAAAACACACACUGGUGAGAAACCUUUUCAAUGUGAAGUGUGUCUAAAAUCGUUUAGUCAAAGAGGCACUUUAUCCAAACACUUAAUAAUUCACAAGGAUGAGAAACCUUUUCAGUGUGAACUGUGUCAAAAGAUGUUCAGUGAAAAAGGUAGUUUAACGAAACACAUGCGAACUCACACUGGUGAGAAACCUUUCCAAUGUGAAGUGUGUCAAAGGGCAUUUAGUGAAAAAGGUCACGUGAUACGACACAUGAGGACUCACACUGGCGAGAAACCAUUCAUGUGUGGGGUGUGUCAGCAUCACUUCAGUAACAAAUAUACGUUAUUAGAGCACCUGCGCAUACACAGCGAUGAGAAACCUUUUCAAUGCAGCGUGUGUGAUCGCGGGUUCGGUAUAAAGAGCAGUUUGAAGGCUCACAUGCUGACUCACACUGACGAGAGGCCCUUUCAAUGUGAGUCGUGCGAGAAAGCGUUUAAGACAAGAAGUAAAUUAAUAAGACACAAAAAAACUCACGGACGAGAAACUACAUGAAGUGGUUUGCCGGUGACGCACAACACACACACAAAGUUUGCUAAACUCCGCGGUAGAUCCGCCAACUGGCGCUGCGGCGCCGGUCGCGCUCACAGCCGCAUUGCGCUCGGAUCUCAACAGCGCUUUUAAUCGCCUUCAACAAAAGAAGGGAAGCUCUCAAUUCGUCGUGAUUUUUUCCACAUCAACUGUAACCGUCCGGACGGCAGACUGUUAGCUCGGACGGCGGGGGGACAUUGCAAUUGCAAAGUCCCCUCUGCAUAGUUUCUACUAUGACUAUUAUAAUAAAAGUACAAUAUGUAUUUCAAAUCAGUUACAUAAUUUUACUUCAAUAUUUUGUUCUGAUGUACGUAACAAAUUAUUAUGUGAUCACCAAAAAAUGUUGCAAACAGAUGGCGCUAGAAGAAUUACUAAUGAAAUGUAUGUAUGUAACUGUAUAUAUGUAUAUAAUUCAUGUGAACUUGUUAUAACACAUGAAAAACUUAUUAAAUAUCUAGCCGGAAUCUUAUCAAACUGCCGUAGUAUAAAUAUUAUAAACAAUAUUAUAUUAUUAGACUAAGUGCACAGGUUGUACCCUAACUUAGGAUAAGAUAUACUAACUCUGGGAUCUUGUGGUCAUCACGAUAUUUAAAUAAAAAUACUUUGAUUUGAAUGACAA
This is a messenger RNA of Plodia interpunctella (Indianmeal moth), 2802 nucleotides long. Its product is annotated as zinc finger protein OZF-like. Gene Ontology annotation, biological process: regulation of transcription by RNA polymerase II. The record is from RefSeq and is a predicted model, not a curated record. The transcript has 3 exons. Gene Ontology annotation, molecular function: DNA-binding transcription repressor activity, RNA polymerase II-specific; RNA polymerase II cis-regulatory region sequence-specific DNA binding. Bases 516 to 2147 code for a protein of 543 amino acids. Gene Ontology annotation, cellular component: nucleoplasm. NCBI's taxonomy places the organism in Eukaryota, Metazoa, Arthropoda, Insecta, Lepidoptera, Pyralidae.